AUGGACAGAGUCUACAAUUUCAUCAACUACUUCCACAAGGACGACACCAUAAAUAGAACGACCCUCGGAAUCGACAGAAUCCGAGGAGGUCCGUUUUUCCUUCGUUGGAGAGGUUCCGACUUGAUAGCGUUGGUGUUGCUUUUCGUGUUGUACCCUGUCGUGUACCGAAUUGAGCCCUUUCAAAGGCAAUUUUACGUUGACGAUUUGACCAUCUCCCACCCUUUUGCCGAACACGAAAGAGUCACUGCAGGUGAGCUUUUCUUCUACGCCUUGGUGGUGCCUGUGGCUGGUAUCGGUGUGGUUUCUGCAAUCAUCACCAAACCGCAGCACAAGGUGUACGUCACGUACGUGUCGCUUCUUGGCUUGUUGCUUUCUGUGUUCAGCGCCAGCAUCAUCACGGAUCUUUUGAAGAACGCCUUUGGCAGACACAGACCAGACUUCUUGGCUCGCUGUGUGCCUAAGCCUGACACUCCCAAGGGCGUUCUUGUCUUGGCCAAGGACGUGUGCACCACCGAGAACAUUGACCGUCUUUUGGACGGGUUCAGAACCACGCCUUCUGGCCACUCUAGUAUCUCGUUUGCGGGUCUUCUCUUCACCAGUCUUUGGCUUGCAGGCCAGCUUGCAGUGACAAGGCCGUACCUGGGCUUCUGGAGAUGGGCCAUCGUUGCCGUCCCCACCAUUGGAGCGCUGCUCAUUGCCUUGAGUAGAACGGAGGAUUACAGACACCACUUCAUCGACAUCACGGUGGGCCUGCUUCUUGGUAUUUUGAUCGCUGUGUGGCUGUACUUGCGUCUCUUCCCAGCCAUCAGUCACGAGAGGAGCUUCGAGCCUAGGGUGAUUGUCGAGGAGGAGGCCGAAGAGCACGGCUACAGCCCAGUUUAG
This is a messenger RNA of Candidozyma duobushaemuli, 882 nucleotides long. RefSeq names its product bifunctional diacylglycerol diphosphate phosphatase/phosphatidate phosphatase (gene DPP3). Gene Ontology annotation, biological process: phospholipid metabolic process. Lineage: Eukaryota; Fungi; Ascomycota; Pichiomycetes; Serinales; Metschnikowiaceae. The record is from RefSeq and is a predicted model, not a curated record. Gene Ontology annotation, molecular function: phosphatidate phosphatase activity. Bases 1 to 882 code for a protein of 293 amino acids. The transcript has a single exon.